Messenger RNA from Monopterus albus (swamp eel), 2510 nucleotides. It is a transcript of the gene trmu, whose product is annotated as tRNA 5-methylaminomethyl-2-thiouridylate methyltransferase. Gene Ontology annotation, molecular function: sulfurtransferase activity. Gene Ontology annotation, cellular component: mitochondrion. Gene Ontology annotation, biological process: tRNA wobble position uridine thiolation. The transcript is spliced from 11 exons. The record is from RefSeq and is a predicted model, not a curated record. NCBI's taxonomy places the organism in Eukaryota, Metazoa, Chordata, Actinopteri, Synbranchiformes, Synbranchidae. The coding region runs from base 138 to 1388 and encodes 416 amino acids.
UAUUAAACGGACCAAACACAUGGCAGGUCUUAGAAUUGAUAUCCUUGGAUGUAUUAAAGAAGAACUGUGGCAACGGAGAAUUUGGCUUUGUUACACUAGCAAAAACACAUUAAUUAAAGGGCAUAUCGUUUCUAAACAUGGGUCUUGUAAGGCAUGUGGUGUGUGCCAUGUCUGGCGGUGUUGACAGCUGUGUCGCGGCGUUGAUCCUCAAGAGAAGAGGAUACAGUGUGACGGGGGUUUUUAUGAAGAACUGGGACUCUCUGGAUGAGAAAGGGCUGUGCACUACAGAGAAGGACUGUGAGGACGCCUACAGGGUGUGUCAGGCCCUGGACAUCCCUUUUCAUCAAGUGUCCUAUGUCAAAGAGUACUGGAAUGAAGUUUUCAGUAAUCUUUUGUUGGAAUAUGAGAAGGGCGGGACACCAAACCCAGAUAUACUUUGCAACAAAUACAUCAAAUUCAAUCAUUUCCACAAGUAUGCCAUCAACAGUUUGGGUGCUGAUGCCAUGGCAACAGGCCACUAUGCCAGGUCGUCACAGGAAGACGAAGAUGUUUUCCAACAGACACACACAGCUCGUCCUACCACGCUCUUCAGAGAUCGAUUUGAGAUCAGAAGGCCGGUGAGGUUGUACCAGGGAGCAGAUCUCCUCAAAGACCAAACCUUCUUCCUCAGUCAGAUCUCCCAAGAUGCCUUGCGACAAACCAUGUUCCCACUUGCAGGACUGACUAAAGAGUUUGUGAAAAAGAUUGCUGCUGAGGCUGGAUUUUACCAUGUACUGAAGAAGAAAGAGAGUAUGGGCAUCUGCUUUAUUGGAGAGAGAGACUUUGAAAACUUCAUUCUGGAGUAUCUAGAACCUAAACCAGGGAACCUUGUCUCCAUUGAGGAUGGAACUGUAAUGGGAACACACAAAGGCUGGUUCACUCUGACACUAGGCCAGAGGGCAAGGAUAGGAGGACAGAGAGAUGCCUGGUUUGUGGUGGACAAAGACAUCAACACUGGAGAUGUGUUUGUGGCUCCAACUACCAAUCACCCGGCUCUGUUCUGUGACACGAUGCAGACUGAUCGCUUCCACUGGAUAACAGUCGACCCACCUCCUGAACUAGCCAGGACCCAGAUGAUGGAGUGUCACUUCCGCUUCAUCCACCAGAUGCCACUUGUUCCCUGUACUGUAACUCUGAAUUUGGAUGGCUCUUUGUGGAUCACGCUGUCCCAGCCAGUCAGAGCUCUGACACCCGGACAGUUUGCCGUGCUUUACAGAGGAAAUGAGUGUCUGGGCAGUGGGAAAAUCAUCCAGCUGGGGCCCACUGAGUACACACUCAUGCGGGGCCGAGAACAGCUGACAGCAGGUGCACAGCACAGAGAGCAGAUGACCCCCGAACCAGCCAGCUGAGAUGCCCUUCACAGCCUGGCCCUGUUGGAAAUCCACUCUGCAUGGUAGAGCACCCUGUGCGUAAAGAUAAUCUCCAUCUUACACAGGGCUUUGUGGCCUAAUGCAGGAACCUGUUAGCAGUUGAUUGUGGUUUUAAAUGCUCAACUUUUACAGCAGCACACAAGGACAAAAAGAUUGAUUUCAUUACUAUUUAUGUUUAGAUACUAUGAGGUUAUCUGCUGGCUGCUGAGAUGAACCACCUGAACUGUUAUGUAGUGGACAUAAGAUGUUAAUAAUAAGGUGGGUUAGUAAGCAGCAGAAACUUUAUUUUGAGAAUAAAUCAAGCUUUUACAACUAUUCCCUUUUAUGUCUGACACUGUGGAAUGGAUCAACACCACCGCAGUCAUUUGCAGGUGAAGUACAUCUGUUUCUGCUUGUGUAUAUACUGUACAUGGGAUGCUGUUAUUUGUACUCCCCUAAUCCUCCAUUAUACCAUUACAUGUGCUGUUAUAGUUGCGGUGAAGACCUGCAUCUUGAAAUAUGGAUAUUUAAGGGGAAAAGGUUGGAUGAUCUCAUGGAUGCAUUUAAGAAGUGCAGGAUGUAUUGUGAAAAUCAUUUUUCUGUAAGAUGUACUAAAGGAUAAUUGCCAGAAGUUGUGGUUAUCCUCUGAAGUAGAGUUGCCAUAACACAAACUGAAAUCAAGCUCACCAUUUUAAAAGGUUCAGCACUUAAAAGAUUCUGUAGAUGGAAAACAGUUCACUGAUGCCAAAUUUUAUUUGGCAAUAUUUUGUCUCCAUACCCAACUCUGUUAUAAUCUGAAAGAAAAGAUGUCUUCUUUUUUUUAAGAACACUGGGUAGUGUGAUCCCUUUGGUGUUGUGCUCUUUAUUGUAAUCAUAGGUCAAUGACUCAGGGGAAUGGAGGCGUAGGACAAGUCAAGUAGAAAAUAGAGCCAUUGUGUUAAACAGGAGUUUUCUCCUGUAAGGAGAAACUAUAUCCAAAAGCCAGUUGAUGGGAAAACCUAGUAGAAAUGAAUGUUUAAAAACAUGUCAAGUUAACCUAAAGAUUGCAACAAGCACGGUGUUAAAAUCUGCCAGUUGAACUAGAAAAUGGAAAAGACAGUGAAAAUGUUAAACCUGUUCUUG